Molecule: messenger RNA, 759 nt
Organism: Letharia columbiana
Lineage: Eukaryota; Fungi; Ascomycota; Lecanoromycetes; Lecanorales; Parmeliaceae
Exons: 1
Coding region: 1-759 (252 amino acids)
Source: RefSeq, a predicted model, not a curated record
AUGCAAUCGCCUACGAAGGAAGAAAUGACGCCUACCGAAGAAUCUGUCAGUCGGGCUGGGACCCCACCGAACGUUGCCGAAGAGAGAGACCUGUGGCUCCAGGCGCUAGAGACCGAAGACUUCGCUAAACUGCUGCUUAGGGCGGGAGUGCUAUGUAAGUACUUUUCCUUCGUUUACCUCUAUGCUCCUAAUAGAUGCAGCCGGACCCCCACUGAAUCUCUGAGCGUCAAGAGGUCUUCAGCAGCCGAAGAGACUCCCCUCAUUGGACUCCAACCUCAAUGCUCGCGCGAUGCACCAAGUGAGAACGCUCCGACUCCGGCCGAGAUGAAAGAAGGAUUCGCAAAAGCUCGAUUCGCAACGCUAAGGCUCUUACGACCUUGGUUUCCCAAAGCAGACCCAGAACAUGAACGGGCGAAAAAAUUUAGGACCUGGCAUUCGAGAAGAGAUAUUGUUAUGCAAACUUGCUCCGUAACCUCGGUAGUGAUCUUCCUAAUUAACCUUUUGUGUACGGUUGUGUUCAAGUCGAAAUGGGGAGCUAAUAGCGAUAUCAAUACUCUCUACCAAGGUGAUUGUUCCAAGACGGAGAAGAUUAGUACGGAUCUUCACGUGGUAAUCAACCUGCUCAGUGCCCUCUUACUCGGCGCCUCAGACCUGUGUAUGCAACUUCUGGCGGCGCCUACACCCUCGGAAAUUGAAAGAGCACACAAAAAAUAUUUGGGUGCCGAGCUUUCGAAACCUCAGACACAUCGGUCGGGAUAG